CUACUAGUAUACGGAUUGACUAUAGUUAAAAUGGCCGCCAAUGUCGAUCCAGAAGAACUGAUAGAAGGAUCCAUAGAGGAAAGAGGUUCCGCUCCUGGACAGCUAAAGAAACACGAUCUAAAGGAAGCAGUUCAUCUCGAUAAGGUGACUGAUUAUGUAGAAGAGAAGGAAAUAUCCGGAGACACUAUAAGAAAGGCUGUAUCAGAGAUAAUUAAAGAUAAAUCCAUCAAGAGCCAAAAGGAAAGAGAGUUGGCUAAGGUUGUCAUUAAGAAAGAUGAUGUAGAAUUAAUUGUUCGUGAAUUAGAAAUAUCAAAAGUUGCAGCUGAAAGAAGCUUGAGGGAACACAUGGGAGAUGUAAUCCAAGCACUUCACAGCUUAACAGACUAAAUUAUUAUCAUUAUCAUUACAAAGAAUUUGACUGGAUUCUUUACUGUAUAAUAUAAUUUUAAGAGGA
Messenger RNA from Amphimedon queenslandica, 454 nucleotides. Its product is annotated as huntingtin-interacting protein K-like. The coding region runs from base 31 to 387 and encodes 118 amino acids. The transcript has 3 exons. NCBI's taxonomy places the organism in Eukaryota, Metazoa, Porifera, Demospongiae, Haplosclerida, Niphatidae. The record is from RefSeq and is a predicted model, not a curated record. Gene Ontology annotation, biological process: negative regulation of apoptotic process; protein stabilization.